AUGAGAAAAAUUCUACUCGAUAAGGUCCGUGAAGAUUUUUCACAUACUCAUCCUGAAUUUAACACUUUACAAUCUAAACCAUAUGCUAGUGGUGGACAUUCAACUGGGUCUAAUAACACUUCUCCUAAUACCAAUGCUAACAAUACUGCUAUUAACACCAUUGUCAAUCCAUUCACAUUGCCAUCACAAUUAAUAGGUAAUGUUCAUCAUCAUCAGCAGCAACAAUCACCACCACAACAACAACAACACAUGAUACAAUCAUCCAUUCAUGUCAUUCCAUAUAAUAAUAUUAGCACUACUGCAUCUGUACCAGUAAUUACAAAUCAGAGCAUUGUAUUUCCACCUCCACUCCUACAAGGCACACAAACAACUGCAUCUCAUCCAACUAGUUCAUCAACCAUGACUCAUCAACACGUUUAUGAAUCUAAUAAUAGAUUAUCAUCACUGUCAAGUCCUUCUGAUGAAGAUGAAGAAAUGACUGAACAACUCAAUAUUGCUGAACCAUUAGUCAAUCAAUCUACCAACAGUAGUAGUACUGGUAGCAGUAGUAGUCAUUCAAAUAAUACAAGUAGUCCAGAAUCAAAGAAGAGAAAAUCAACGAGAAGAACAUCAAAUACAAGACGAAGAAGUCAUUCCAAUCAAUCAAAUCAUUCAAAUGAUCAAACAGUUGCUUCUAGUUCAUCAAAUACUCAGGAGCUCAAUGCUUUUGUACAUCAAACCACGUGUUGUAUUCAAAAUUGUACAAAGGAUGUUUCAAAUCGUUUAAGAUUUUCUCUCAGAUGUGAAACAGAGUUCAAGCCAGAUUAUAUUGCCAAGUUCUGGAAUAAUAUUUGUAAUUAUUGUUAUUUCCAUGAUUUAUAUCAAUGGAAAAAGUUGAAUCAACAAACAGAUUCAAAUACUUCAAGUGCUACUUCAACAAGCACAACUAAACGAAAGAAUACUUCCAGCACCUCUUCAAGUGGUAGAAAGAGAGCUAAUUCAUCACUAAGUACAAAUAGCACAACAAGUACAAGAAGUUCAAAGAGUGUUAAAAGUGAGCAUCAGGAUCAAAUUUCACAUCAUCACCAAGAUCACCAACAGGAAUACUUGAGUCCACCAUCAUCAUCAAAUAAUAAUACCACCACCGCCACCACUAAUGGUCAUUCACAUGCUAAUAAUUUAAAGAAGGUGAAUGAAGUUUAAAAAUCGCGACUGAACUCUCUCACUUGUAAAUAUUACAAAAAAAUAAACUUUACAAAUCCAUAUUUUAAUGAUAAU
This is a messenger RNA of Naegleria gruberi, 1257 nucleotides long. RefSeq lists its product as uncharacterized. The record is from RefSeq and is a predicted model, not a curated record. The transcript is spliced from 3 exons. Lineage: Eukaryota; Heterolobosea; Eutetramitea; Acrasida; Naegleriidae. The coding region runs from base 1 to 1182 and encodes 393 amino acids.